Molecule: messenger RNA, 3261 nt
Organism: Bufo bufo (common toad)
Lineage: Eukaryota; Metazoa; Chordata; Amphibia; Anura; Bufonidae
Gene: AHRR
Product: aryl-hydrocarbon receptor repressor
Exons: 11
Coding region: 221-2488 (755 amino acids)
Biological process (GO): regulation of transcription by RNA polymerase II
Cellular component (GO): aryl hydrocarbon receptor complex; nucleus
Molecular function (GO): protein dimerization activity; nuclear receptor activity; transcription cis-regulatory region binding
Source: RefSeq, a predicted model, not a curated record
AUAAGGGGGGGCGCCGUCAUCAGUGACCCUGCACCACAGUGGCAUUAUAUGCCAAUGACAUAAGUUAUACACAGUGUCACUGUCCUCCAGCACAAGGUGCCCAGAGGUGGUGGAUGCAGCUUUCAGUCCUGGACCUGGCAUCUCAGAAAAUCAGUGAACCCUGGAUGUAUCUCCUCAUUUCAGGAUUGGGACAAGUGUCAGUGACAGGGGUUAGACCACUAUGAUUCCGCCUGGAGAGUGCAUGUAUGCCGGAAGAAAAAGAAGGAAACCCGUACAAAAACAGAGACCAUCAUCAGGGAGUGAAAAAUCAAACCCUUCAAAAAGACACAGAGAUCGACUAAAUGCAGAAUUAGAUCGACUGGCCAGCUUGCUGCCGUUGCCUCCUGAAAUUAUUACAAAGCUGGAUAAACUUUCCAUACUUCGUCUUAGUGUCAGUUACUUACGCGUGAAAAGUUUCUUCCAAGCAAUUGAGGAACAGCACUCCAAGAAGCAACCAUGCCAGCCGGUCGGUCACGCAAUAAUAGGAGACAACCCAUCCGGAGGGAUUGCCAUGCCAGAAGGAGAGCUGCUACUAGAGACACUGAAUGGAUUUGCUCUUGUUGUGAGUACAGAAGGGAUGAUAUUCUAUGCUUCAUCGACUAUACUAGACUACCUGGGCUUCCAUCAAACUGAUGUAAUGCAUCAAAAUGUCUAUGAUUACAUCCAUGUGGAUGAUCGACAAGAAUUCUGCAGGCAACUUCACUGGGCUAUGAAUCCCCAACAGAUGGUGCUUACACAGGAGUCUCAAACAGAAACAGGAGAAGAAGUCUUCCUCAAAAAACUAUACAAAGCACAAGAGUCGAGCUCCAGCAACUCAGAGUACUCCUCAUUCCUCAACCGAUUCUUUAUCUGCCGUGUCCGAUGCCUUUUGGAUAGCACUUCUGGAUUUCUGACAAUGCAGUUUGAAGGUAAACUGAAGUUCCUCUUUGGCCAGAAAAAUAAGGCAUCUCCAGGAACAAGUGUUCCACCACAGAUGGCGUUGUUCUGCAUAGCGGUACCACUUCUGCUUCCUCCAGUCACUGAGAUGAAAAUGAAGAGCGUGCUUGUGAGAACACAGAAAAAACCUGCUGCGCCUUCCAACACUGAAAACACAGGAAAAGAAUUCCCUAGUAUGGAUGUGGAAAUCAAUGGAAGGAAUGGCCACCAGGGGGCAAGCUUUCCAAAUAUGUUACACAAUACGGAGAACCAAAUUAAAUUAAUAAAUUCUGGUGACAGUGGAAUUUCAUUACUAAAAGUCCGAACAAAUGAAGACCAGUGGGUUUGGGUUGAGGCAAAUGCUCCAAUACUCUACAGAAAUGGAUGUUCAGAUUAUGUAGUUGCCCCCCAACAAGCUCAAAGGGAUGAGGAGGCCCAAAUAAAAAAGCAGACUAUGCUUGGUAUGAAAGGAAGCAGAGAGGCUCCUUCAUGCAAUACUUCAAGUGAAUCACCAGUGCUAUUGAAGCAACAUCUGACAUGGGGAAAACAUGAAAAGGAAGAAAUGAAGAUUAAAUUUCAUACAAGGACUGACUCAUUUUUGCAGGAAGAAAACUACUUACCUAAGAAUCUUUCUAGCAUUCAGAAUCACUGUAACAGCAGCAGUCCAUGGACAGUAAAAAAUCCUGUUGGAUCUAGAUCAGGACACCAGUUGAUAGGCUCAUUCUCAAGUAGAUCUGGGAGGCCUUUUUACAACAUGGACCAAAGUCAUGCUGGAAUGCAUCUGACGGGUCGUCCCCAUCGUGGAGCUGUUGAGAAUUUUCAAGCAUAUCAUGGUCUGCAGCAGCAUUCUAUAGACUCUUAUCCUACAGAUAAUAUUAAAAUGGAAAAUGCUUUUGUAAGUCCAGAUGUCUUAUAUGACUCAGGUUUGCCUUUAAACAUCCCCAUCAAAACUGAAAAUGACUCUGAUUCUGAGGGCAUGUCUGAACCUUACCCAAAGCCACAUGGUCAUGGAUGGGCAAGUGAAAACAAUGCCCUGAAGAGAACGUUGAUGGACUUUCCUGAAGGGCUUCAUCUUAAGACUGAAUCAGGCCUCUGUCAGCAAAAUUCAUGCCUAAAACCAAAGCAUCUUAUGCAUUCUACUCAUAGAGGACAUUGUUUUGUUCCAGCUGCACAUAUGAACCAUAUAAACACAAGUCGGCCGUUUAAAGGUCUGUACAACAAGGAUCCAACUCAAUUUUAUCCUCAGAAGUGCAACUACCUAGACAGCAUACUGAGCCAACAGGGGGCAGAUUGUUUAAAUAGUCAGCCUUAUACAAUAGAUGACAAGAAUCAGGGUGACCAAUCUUAUAAGCUACAAUGUGAUUUUAAAGCUCAUAAUAUUUUUCAGAAUAUCAAGCGUGAGCCCCUGGACUCACCUCCAUGGGUUGAAAGCGAUCAGGAUUUGGUACCAGCACUCUACCAAAAAAACACACUGAUGGGAUUUUUACCUGGUCAAAUGCCACAUAAUGCAGCGGAAUUUGCAUACAUUCAAUAAGUUUUGCAUUUCUUAUUGGAAUUUUAGAUAAAAUAAUAUAUUGCACUAUUUCAACGUAAGGUCUCCUUUUAUAUGCUUACACUGUGGUAAAAGUGCGGUUGGUGCUUAUAAAGCCUUAUGUACUGGGCAGACAUUUUGAAAACUGCUUUUUUCUCAAGAGAUGCAACUAUUUUUCCCAUUUGUUACCACUAAUGAUAAAAAAAAGUUUUUGCUUCUGUAGAAAAUGAUUUUAUGAGAUGUUUUAUGAAAUGUUCAGUCAUUUUCUAAGUUUUAUAACUCCACAGAAGAUGUGGCAUUCCCAUAAAGGGUGUGUAUCUUUUCAACAGUCCUUUCUUUUGAAUGAAGGAUGACAGUAUUAACAAUUUGACAUACACUGACUUUUGCCUUUAUGAAUAUUGGACUGAAUGUAUUUGGCACCUUAACAAGAAGAAAACUGACAGACGUAAAUAUGUCUUUGCUCUAGACAGUAAUACGCCAUGAUAAUUGCUUUAGCUUAUUUUUACAGACAUGGUAUUUAUAGAAAAACUGUCAGACAUUUAUUUCCUGUGUUACAAUUAAAAUAAUUUCACAGAUUCUGAGCUGAGAGCAGGAAAUAUGGCCAUGCAGAGUAAAACAAUAAAAUAAAUAUUAUGUUUGCUUUUUGAUAUGAAUAUCAGUUACUUGCACAAAGGUUGUGGGCCUUUAGAGUCUGCAGUUAUGUGUGUGUCUAUUUGUAUGUGUGUACAUAAUCACAGAUGUAAUUGAGGCUAAAAUCUUUAUUGGGAAUAUAAAUA